UUUCUUCCCUCUGCACUACACUAUUCUUCUUUCACAUCCUCUUCCUCUUCUUCUCUCUUCUUCUCUAACCUCGCUUUUUUUCCAAUUGCUUGCUAAAAUUACUCAGGAAUUUCUCUGAAAAAUUAAAGAUAAUUAUGUCAGGUGACAGGCCUAGAGAUUCCGCUGAAGGGUCCUCGCGAUCCGGUGGUGAUCAUCAUCAUCAGCAGCAGCAGCAGCAGCAGCAGCAGAUUCCUCAACCGGCUCCGUUGAGCAGGUACGAGUCACAGAAACGGCGAGAUUGGAACACUUUUGGACAGUACUUAAAGAAUCAGAGACCACCAGUUUCACUAUCACAGUGUAACUGCAACCAUGUCCUUGAAUUCCUUAGGUAUCUUGAUCAGUUUGGGAAGACUAAGGUUCAUCUACAUGGGUGUGUGUUUUUUGGACAACCAGACCCUCCUGCUCCUUGCACUUGCCCUCUAAGGCAAGCUUGGGGAAGCCUUGACGCUCUAAUCGGACGGCUGCGAGCUGCUUAUGAAGAACAUGGAGGAUCACAAGAGACAAAUCCUUUUGGAAAUGGGGCUAUUCGUGUAUAUUUACGAGAAGUGAGGGAGUGUCAAGCUAAGGCAAGAGGGAUUCCAUAUAAGAAGAAAAAGAAGAAGAAGAUUCAAAUCAAGCCAAGAGAGGAUGCAAAGCCCUCGAUGCAGCAGCCAGCUUAAUGAUCAACUCCUUCCGCUUCUGCAGAUGAAUGGGUCGCAAAGAAUAGGUCGGCUGGACGAAGAUGCUGGUUAUAGAAAUGGGAAAUGAUUCUCUAUCCUCUCAGUGAGUAUUAGUUCUCCCAUGGCAGUAGCAGAUAUCCAUAUAUUUGUAUGUAUACAUAUUAUCAAAGUGCAGAGUGAGCUACUUCUGAAAUAAUAUUGUGGUAAGUUGAAAAUGGUCUGAAAAGGAUUUAUAGAUUACAGGAAUUUCAUUACCAAGCACUUUGUAGUUUGUAAUGGCCUUAUUAAUUACGCACUAGACAUAUACGAUGAUGUUAGAAUCCUUUAAAAAGCAUGAAAUUCCUCGAUUUCUUCUA
This is a messenger RNA of Manihot esculenta (cassava), 1054 nucleotides long. RefSeq names its product protein LIGHT-DEPENDENT SHORT HYPOCOTYLS 10. NCBI's taxonomy places the organism in Eukaryota, Viridiplantae, Streptophyta, Magnoliopsida, Malpighiales, Euphorbiaceae. The transcript has 2 exons. Gene Ontology annotation, biological process: mRNA transcription; response to light stimulus. The coding region runs from base 135 to 698 and encodes 187 amino acids. The record is from RefSeq and is a predicted model, not a curated record. Gene Ontology annotation, cellular component: nucleus.